AGUACCGUGGUUGUCGUCGUCGUCCGCCGUUGCUUUUGCUGGUCGUUGCUCAGCGUGCGACCGGUGCAGCGUUGUGUAGACGUAAUUUGUCGCCCUCGUCGUGCUACGUCUAAAUUCUAGAUAAAUUUAUUCUCAGUGUUUAAACCAUUCGCGAGAUAGAAGGUCGUUCGUUCGUAACUAGUGGCGGGUUGCGUAUUUUUCGAACAUUCGCCGUAAUAUUGUGCCUUACUAUCGGAAUUCGUCACACGUGCUUGGCUUACGAUACGACUACGUGUGCAGCUUUAGCAUUUCGCAUAUCCCCUGUGAAAAAAAUGCCCUGUAGCAAUAUUUCACGGUAAAAGCUGCCGUCGAAAUGAGAAAAUGCUUGCUUAAAAUAAUUGUGUGCCGGUGUUUAUUCACAUGGUGAUGAAAAUGAAAUUGUUCAGUGUUUUAAUCAACAAAUGUGCCUUGUGAGUAGGAUGAAAAGCCGAGUAAAAUUCCUUUUCCUUUAGAAAAGUUAUGUGAAAUGAACUAUUACGAGAGGAUAACCGAAGCGUCCAAGGAGCACACGGAUUACGCAGAUCCCUAUGAAAGCGCAUUAGUGUGCCAGAAUUAACAUUAACAGUGAGAUGUGAUCGAGCGCAUUUUGUAAUAUGCAGUGUAUAUAUGAUUAAAAAAUAAACAAAUAUAGUGUGUAACUGAAGCUGUAUAUGUUCUGUUUGGGUUCGUAAAUAAUUAUAAGAAGCAAAAGCAACUCCGCCAAAAUGUUCACAUCGACUGCAGAUACGAAAAAGUCGAACUGGUUCUCUUCACUGCGACGACAGCCGAAAGCCAAAAAGACAGCGCUGGCCGCUGAAAAACCAACUCAGAAGAGCUGUGUCGAUUUAACGACAAGUACUUUGUAUAGUAGUGAUCUCUCUAGCCAACCUCCGGUCGAUGAAAGUGUACUGCUAGCGCCUUUGAGUAAUCCUGCCACGGAGCGCUCGAUAUGCACUUGUGAGUGGGUGAAAGUGACACCAUCGCCAUCCUUCUCAUCAGAUUCCCCACAAUCGUCGGCCAGUUCGGCAUCCACGACAACUGCCUCGAUAAAUACGACUGUUUCGAGGAGUCUGAAGGAGAACAAAUAUAAUCCAAUUCAAACUGCUUCUUCGGUGGACAAUCUAACGAGUGAUAGCGCUAAUGACCUCAAGGAUCUCGUUUCUUUGUCCGCCCUGGGGGACACCAGCAGCCUGAGGAGGAGACCGCGGCGGAAGGAGCAAAUAUACACCUCAACGACGGUUACCACUGUGACGAAGACAACGGUUGUGAACAAACAGAAAACUUUCCGCGUGGGACUGAUUUUCAGUGACAAUGGAGAAUUGCUGAAUAGCAGUCUUGACCUGCGACAGCUACUGGAGGAAAGUAAACAGGCUCAACAAUUUAUUCCCGCCUGCGAGGGUGAUACUACAAGUGUUAGCACAGCAGAAGUUAAUAACAACAUCGGCAAAAACCUGCAAUGCCAGAGACAGUUUAGCAUACUGGAAGACAGCAACUUUGACUACAUCGACGAUAGUGCGGACCUGUUCAAUCGCAACUACUCUGGAAACAACAUUUCCUCCGUUCACGCCAACUCAGCCAGUUCUACUCCGAAGGUACUGCGAAAGUGUAACAACUGCAAGAACAAAUCCAAUCUAGUCUACAGAAGAAGUGUUAGCGCUUCUCAUCGAACAAAGCAAAUAAACGAUGAACUAAAUGAGGUGGAAUCUGAGAUGCGAGCGCACGAGAACAAGGAGGAAAACAAACAUUCCAAUAAAGAUAAGCAGAUGGCGUUAGGUCGUAAGAAAUUCAACAUGGAUCCAAAGAAAGGCAUCGAAUUUCUGUAUGAAAACCAACUUCUAAGGACGGACCCACAGGAUGUAGCUCAAUUUUUAUACAAAGGAGAAGGUCUCAACAAAACAGCGAUUGGUGACUAUUUGGGCGAGAAGAACGAUUUCAACGAACAAGUACUGAAGGCGUUUGUGGAUCUGCAUGAUUUUACCAAUCUGAUACUGGUGCAAGCUUUAAGACAAUUUCUCUGGUCAUUCAGAUUGCCCGGGGAAGCGCAAAAAAUCGAUCGAAUGAUGGAAUGCUUCGCACAACGCUACUGUCAGCUCAAUCCGGACAUUUUCACAAACACCGAUACGUGUUACGUGUUAAGUUUUGCCAUCAUUAUGCUAAACACGUCGUUGCAUAAUCCAUCGGUGAAAGAGAAACCUACUGUUGAGCAAUUUAUAUCAAUGAAUAGAGGCAUCAACAAUGGAGGUGAUUUACCGAGAGAAUUGCUUGAGUCCCUGUACGAAUCCAUCCGAACAGAGCCGUUCAAGAUACCUCAGGACGAUGGAAACGAUCUUAUGCACACUUUCUUCAAUCCAGAUAAGGAGGGUUGGCUUUGGAAGCAAGGUGGACGCUACAAAUCAUGGAAACGACGAUGGUUUAUCCUGAAUGAUAAUUGCUUAUACUAUUUCGAAUACACCACCGACAAGGAGCCCAGAGGGAUUAUACCACUUGAGAACAUUGCGGUGCGCGAGGUACAAGACCGCAGCAAACAAUUCUGCUUCGAGCUGCAUGCCAGUGGGGGCGCGGAAAUUAUCAAGGCAUGCAAAACCGACUCCGAGGGCAAGGUGGUCGAGGGUAAGCACACGGUCUACCGCAUGUCGGCUGCCAGUGAGGAAGAACAGCAAGAGUGGAUCAAGUGUCUCAACCAGUCCAUCAGUCACAAUCCGUUCCACGAUAUCCUAGUACAAAGGAAAAAGAAAGCCUUGGCCAAAAGUUAGUUAGCGUUGUCUUGUUUGAAAAAUUAAUUCACCUUUAGUUUUUCAAAACUCUCACGCCGAGCUCUACUACCUACACUACUACUAUUACUACUACUCACCACCACCACUCAUUGUUUGUUGUUUAAGCUCCCCUAUAUAGCCUACCGAUUUUUGGAAUAUUUAAAACCGAGUUGAUGCGCGCAUGAAUCUCAGCUGUGUUCAGUGUAACAUUCUGUGUGCGUGAGUUUUGCGAAAAAAAAAUGCGUGUAUGUGUCCGCGCGCGCGAUUCGUGAUCCAACAGCAACCUAUUAACUAUUCAUCAGAGAAAGUAGCGCAAUCACUGUAGCUAAUUGUCGUCUAAAACAGAUCAAAACAUUGAAACAAACUAAACUAAUUUUUAUACACACAUCUUUCAUAUCAUAUAGACGUCAUUAUUGAUACACGGUAAGCAGCCAUGUGCAUCUAUGUAUGUAUGUAUACUUGUACACAAACUUGUUUUUUUUUUUCUUUUGUUAAUUUAUGUAGUUUCACCCAAGCGCAUUAAAGCCUAGUGUAAUUUGUAAAACUAUUUGAGAAAAUUAGUUGCAAUUUUGUUUUUUUUACCUCGAAGAAAAGGAAAGAAAAUUUAUCGUCCUGUUCGGCUGGGUUUGCUUGAUAGUUUAUUUGUAUGGUAAAUUUACCAUACCUUGACAAUGCUAAAACUUUAUUUUUAACUAUAUUAUCACAAGGCGAUAAUCGAUGUGAUAGAAGGAAACGUAUUAAUCAGAUUAUUGCUAGCACGUAUGUCUGGAAGAAUAUUUUCUCUACUUUUUUCUAGUUGCACUCUGGAACAAACGAUUAGGAACAAGAGUUCCAAUUUAAUGCCAGAAUUACCAAAAAUCAAAUUACCUUAUACUCUGCUAUCACUCACAGACGGCCGCCCUUUACACCCAAUGCAAUGUUUUUCGUAAACGAAAGUCGUGAAAAGCCUUUCCUGUUCAGCGGCUUUACAAACUCAGUACGUAUUAUAGUAAUUUGCAUCUCCGUUGUGGAAUGAAUAAAUUCGCAAUCCAAUAACGAAGUGGAAAGUGUCGUUUGAUAAAUCAUAUAGCAUACAGAGUGGCGUCGAGAUAAUGAUGAUUGAGAAUCGACGGUGGCAAUAGCAUACCUUGGCAAAAAGCAGCAGAAAUGGCCUUUCCACCAGAAAAAAAAAAUUCAUUCCCAGAAUAGAUGCAGCUUUUCGAAAGUGGAAAUGCAGACAAUAAAAAUACCGCUGUAAAAAAAAAAAUUGUUCCACAAUUAAACCGAUAUUUAAAACUGCUCCCCAUGCCGAAUGCCAGUUUCUCGUGGAUUCAUCCAUAUUAAUUCAAUUUAAAUUGAUCCCAUCUCGCUUUUCAGCAUUCCAGUUCAUUUUGUUGCAUCGAUGGAAUUGCAACUUCUCUUUGCAUUCAUUGUGACCUAUUUCGUAAGAUCUUUAAUUUGUGCUGCGAAGUGACCGAACGGAAACUGAUUCGAUUAUCGGCUUACUAUUAUUGGGGGAAAGUAUUUUUGGCAAAGAACUUUUAUUUGUAGGCACUCAGAAAAGGUUCAACUUGUUAUUUGGUUUUAACAAAAUAGCGAACAGCCGUUUGACAAAAGAUAUCUUUCCACGUGACACAGGGACAACUUUUCCAAUGAUGUUAUUUGCGCACAAAUAUUGAUUGCUACCGAAAGAAGCAAACUGAUUGAAUUUAAUUGGAAAUACUAAUUAAGGUGCGUCUGUGUGUUUUUCCACGUAACCGUAUCCAGCAAAAACAAUGCCAAUUUUACCGUUCUUUUAUGAGAACAGAUCAACAAUUGAAUGGUGAAUUACAAGCUUAUGAUUGCAGAACAGAUUUUCGUGCUGCAGAUGUAACUGAUGAAAUGUUCAGAUGAGGAAAGGUCAGUUACCACUGUUGGGUGUUUAUUUUUUAAUUGAAUCGUACGUCAUGUCGACCGUGUAUUCGGCCGAAAUUAAUUUUGUGUGCUAGUGCGUGCUCAUGUGCCUGAGUGACGGAGAGAGUAAAUCCAUGUGAUUUUAAGUGGAGGCUUAUCCCACAUCGAAUAAUCUUCGGUUUCUGGCGUUGCACGGUAAUACCAACCGAUGGAAGUUAAAUUUUCUUUUCAACCUAUUGUAUGAACCCCCUCGAAAACUGUGAUAUUAUGAUAUAAGUUACAUGAAUAACCGAUAUUGCUGCUAUUCUGUUGGCUAAAUGUCAAUGGCAGUGACUUUCGCGUUCAUUGAUUUGUAGCAUAAUUGCAUUGUGGUAGAUGAAUGAAGACCUCUUGUGUAAAAAUAUCAUCAAUCUAUUUCGUUCUUUGCUUAUUUUAGACAUAUUAUUUGUGAACAACUUACUAUGAAUCUUUCAAUUAAUGUUUGUUAAAAUAUGUUACAUUAGAAUUGUUAUCAAGUAUAAAAAAGUAGAAUGCUAGGACUCCAGCGGACUAAAAUCAGGUUGCUUCCGGCAAGUUACUAAGAUUUGAGAAUAGAGCCACAGUGAGUAUUCCAAAUACACCUUGUUGCUGUCCUGGAUUAGGGUGUAAAAUAUGUACGUAUAUAAAAAUAUGCAGGAAGAUGAACAGUUUUGGAUGCUUUAGAUUAGCGAUCGCCAUCGGACCAGCCAGAGUCAUAUUAAUUUUCGAAUUCAAAUUCAAACAAAGUAUAUUUCGUACUAAAACUUUUACAGCUCAAAGACAAUGUGUACAAAAAAUAUUUUUUACAAAUUGUUUCAUCAACAUUAACCCAAACUUAUCUACCAACUUUGAUUCUAUCAUGGACGGCAUAUAUUAUCAAUUUAAGUCGAGAGAAUUGGAAAAGAAACCGUGGGAACCAGAAACCACACUUUACUUUUUGUUAAAUAUCAGUCAUUACUCUUAAAAAUUCUUCUUAAAGCAAAUUUUGAAGUUUGUUAAUAAUCGGAAGCGGUUUUGAAGUGCUAAUCAUUUUGCUAGUCAAUGUAGCUUAUCGUAAGAUGGAAAACAAAUUUCACUAUAACACUCAAUAAUGAUGGAGUACUAAAAAAUUAACUCUGAAUUUUAGUAUACCAACGAUCAAACAGCUAUUCAAUAAAAAAUAACCCAAUUAACAUGGACGUACAGCUAGGAGAAGUUGAUUUACGGAAUGAAAACUUUCAUAAGCAUACACACACAUAAAAUUCACCCUAGUCCAGUGGCGUACAAAGCUCACCAUUCGGAUUAAUCGAUAACAGGUGUACUCACAAGUCACAGUUAAUAAUCUUAAUUUUAUCGAUUAUUUUCAUGGGAUGCCGGUAGCUUCCAAGUAGUUUGAUGAUGAAACGAAACACGAUCGCAUCCAGUGUGAAACAAUAACGGCAACGAAAAGAGAAAGGAAGGAUGUACAUAUAACAUUUUAGUUAGGCUCGUUAUUAGUUGUUUACAAUUUUGUAUCAUGAAAGUUGACAGAAGUUUUUCUAAUCAAAUCGUUUGUUGACCUUUUGAAUAAUAGAAAAAGUUUGACCGAAUUAUUUUAUCGUGUUUAAAUUUCUCGUAAGUGUUUUUCCAAGCCAUGAAUUUGUUUAUUAACAUUUUUGUACAAAAUGGCUGCAGUUAUUACAGUAAACAAUUAAAUAAAGUAAAAUAAUCGCUAAGUGGUAUCAUUAUCAACUCUCUAUAAAAGCUUACUUUUACUGAAAUAUUUCGAAGAAUUGUAGCUGGAAUAUAUCCAGACGAUAUAGGAUUUUAGAACUAGAAUUAAAACAAACAUUAUUCUAAUAUCAGCUAAAGUAAGAAUAUUAUAGGUUUACAUAUAAUCAUAACUAGUGGAACAUAAAAUAGGAAAUAGACGAUGAUUUUUUUUUUAUUAAACCCAUAAA
Messenger RNA from Wyeomyia smithii (pitcher-plant mosquito), 6580 nucleotides. It is a transcript of the gene step, whose product is annotated as cytohesin-1. Lineage: Eukaryota; Metazoa; Arthropoda; Insecta; Diptera; Culicidae. Gene Ontology annotation, biological process: regulation of ARF protein signal transduction. The transcript is spliced from 10 exons. The coding region runs from base 744 to 2771 and encodes 675 amino acids. The record is from RefSeq and is a predicted model, not a curated record. Gene Ontology annotation, molecular function: guanyl-nucleotide exchange factor activity.